AUAGGCUCAGACAAGGAAAAGGCACGCAUGGUGCAAAGCUUCACCCUAGGCAUGAGAAGCUUUGUAUAGCCACGAACAUGCUAGGUCUUGGGCUCAACGCUGCAGGCGUCUGGGUGGUGAUCCACGUUGCUAUGUGUCCCCUGCUGCUCCAAUAUGUGCAAGAGAGCGGCCGGGCGGGACGAACAGGGCUCAACAGCGAGUCCAUUGUUAUGAGAGCGUGCUAUGUAACGAAAGAGGGGAGGGUAGAGAAGGCGCUUGGCUACAAGCUAGAGCGACCUGCAAAGGAGUUCAUGACAGUCAAAUCCUGUCAGCGAAUCGCAAUAGACAAGCACAUGGACGGCAGACAGAAUAGGCAGCAAUGCGAGAUGGGAGAGUUGAAGUGUGAUCUAUGCGAGCGACACCCCAGUG
Molecule: messenger RNA, 408 nt
Organism: Didymella exigua CBS 183.55
Lineage: Eukaryota; Fungi; Ascomycota; Dothideomycetes; Pleosporales; Didymellaceae
Exons: 1
Source: RefSeq, a predicted model, not a curated record